Conger conger (European conger) is the source of this 1996-nucleotide messenger RNA. RefSeq names its product protein FAM117A-like. Lineage: Eukaryota; Metazoa; Chordata; Actinopteri; Anguilliformes; Congridae. The record is from RefSeq and is a predicted model, not a curated record. The transcript has 8 exons. The coding region runs from base 442 to 1653 and encodes 403 amino acids.
GUUUAAGAGAAUUGAGGCGGAAAACGUUGUUACUAAGUUGGUAGCCACAAUAUUAUAACCGAUGCUUUAAUUAAUAUUUUUUUGUUUAUAAACCGACAAUAAGAUGUAGAGUUCAUAGUAGUUUAAUACUGUUGACGGUUCUGGCUGAACUUCUGUCCAGAAGACACGGAAAACAGCAUAAUCGUCACAAAAGAAAUUAUUCUCUGCAGCGGAGACGAGAGUCUGCUUUGGAUAAGCUAUCUAUGUCAAUCACUAGCUUAGCUGCUAGCUAGUUUGUUGAUUUCUUUUACAGACUGAGUUUCAAGAAAACUUAAAGUAUAAACUCAACGUUUAGAUUGCUCGCGAAUGCUUUUAUACGAAGUGGCGAAGCACUGGCUAGCUAACUUUGAAGCUCGGUCUUGAAAAGUUGCGUGUGUUCGAUUCGAGUAGCCUUCGGUGAGGAUGUCGUGCCGUAGCGGAAUGGGGGUGAUAAGGGGGGGCACCACAGGUCUACAACCUCUAAGAGCCACGGUUCCAUUCCAGCUACAUAACAAAGCACAGCCGGGCCAGAGAGAUGCCAAGACAGCUGAGAAGACCAAAUCGCGGCCCCCGAAACCAAGCAUCCGUCGCACCCUGUCUCUGGACACCAUCGUCGGACCGUACCUGCAGGGCCAGUGGCCGAAGGAGCUGGACAGCCAGGGGAUCUACAGCACGAACGACAAGGCCACACAGACACCCUCUUCAUGGACGGAGGAAGUUCAGGGCAGAAGAGGGGGAGGGGUGCACAAACGUUCUGCUUCCUGGGGCAGCGCUGAGCACCUAAGGGAGAUCGCUAAACUGAAACACCAGCUGCAGCAGCGCUCCAAACAGGGGUCCCGCGGGGGCAGAGAUAGAGAUCGGCACCAGCCUCCCCUAUCUGGGAGCCAUUCCCCUGGGGCUACACAGACGAUGCCCCUGCCCGUACCCCUGACGCCCCUCAGCAAGCUGACUCCCCGCCUGCGCCACAGCGUGGAGGGGCUGAACCAGGAGCUGGAGGGCGUGUUUGUGUGCGAGACCCCUGAGGAACAGCACAGGAUUCUGGAGGUUCCAGAUGGCCACAAAGCCCCCGUGCCCUCCCAGAGGUGCAGCAGUGGCCCCCCGAGCUGCGCCUCCCCCGCGCUCCUCUUCACCUCCGCCUCCCGCUGCUCCUCCCUCUCCCCCUGCACCCUCGGAGAAGGAGACGUGGCCACGGAAGCUGAUGCAGUGGAGCUGGUGAGCUGCGGGAUGGUGCGUCCGUCGCCCUCCCCGCCCCUGAACUGCGCAGAGCCCUCUCCUCUGGAGCUGUCCUCCUCCCCGCGUCCCAACAAGAGCUACUCCUUCCAGAGGGAGCCCCCGGAGGGCUGCGAGAGGGUGCGCGUCUGUGAGGAAACCCUCUCUCCUUGUCUGGGCCAGGCCUCCUUCCUCUCAUCCUGUCCUGACCCCAACAAGGUGAACUUCACCACCCACGGAGGCUCGGCCUUCUGCCCCGUCAGCCUGCUGAGGCCUCUGCUGCCCUCCAUGGACAUCUUGUUCCGCAGCCUCUCUGUCUCCCCUGUCACCGGCUGCUCUGGCCAGGGGGGUGCUUACCAGCCGGCCCCGCCCGGGGUGGCCGUGUACCUGGGGCCCCUCUCAGACUCUGCCACCACUGCCAUGUAAGGGGGCUCUGCCAUGGGAGAGGGAGAAGAGAUGAGCAAAUGGCAGGGGUGCAGACUCGACUGCUGGUGAUGAGUCUCCCAGUCUUUCAUCUCGUCACCGGUCAGUUUGAAACUGCACCACGCGGACUUCCUGUUCACUCGAGAUUGAUUGUGGCUCCAAAAAAGUGUGUGUGUGUGUGUGUGUGUGGGGUGGGGGGGGUAGUUUUUCUGAGAUGACACCAAAGCCACUGUGCCCUGCUUCUGUCAAGUCCACCAGCAGGAUGUUAGUUGACCAAGGAAGGAUUUAUCAGGGAAAUAGUUUGAAUUCCAUCGCCCUUGCAACCCCCCCCCCCCCAAAAAAAAAC